ACUAACAAACCCAAUACUGGCGGAUUCUCAGUUAGUGCAAUUUUUUUUUCACGAAUUUAUUAGGUGAAAUUUUUUUUUCUAUUUCAUUUCUUGUUUUAUAUUAGCAUAUAAUCAACAGUAAAAAUGGCUCCAAACACUAAAGCUACUGCUGCUAAGAAGGCCGCCUUAAAGGGUACCAACGCCAAGAAGGCUUUAAAGGUUAGAACUUCCACCACUUUCAGAUUACCAAAGACUUUACAAUUAACCAGAAGUCCAAAAUACGCCAGAAAGUCAGUUCCUCACUACAACAGAUUGGACGCUUACAAGAUUAUUGUUGCUCCAAUUGCUUCUGAAACCGCCAUGAAGAAGGUUGAAGACGGUAACAUCUUGGUUUUCCAAGUUGACAUCAAGGCCAACAAGAACCAAAUCAAGGCUGCUGUUAAGGAAUUAUACAACGUUGAUGUUCAAUACGUUAACACCUUGAUCAGACCAAACGGUACCAAGAAGGCUUACAUUAGAUUAACUGCUGACCACGAUGCUUUAGAUGUUGCCAACAGAAUUGGUUAUAUUUAAAUUAGUUAAUGUUAAUAUAAUAAUUGAAAACGACUUAACAAGGAAAAGAACACCAAUGUUAUUAUUAUCAUCUACACUUGUAUUUUAACGGUUCAUAUGGGAAAUCUAAACUUCAUCAUAAUAAAAAUAAAUAUAUCAUAAAAUUAAGAAAACUGUUAUCUGUUUCUCUCUAUUUACUCUAAAAGCUUAUCUAAGGUAGACUCCAUAGUCCAAUAUGCAAACGUCAUAGUGUCGUCUGAUUCAAUAUGUUUAACUCUUCUCUUUACCAUUAUUCGACGAGUUUUGCCAUCAUGUAAUAACUUGUAAACCUUCUUUUCAACGUUCCGAAUGUCGCUAUAGAUUUCUUCAACUUCGCAAAUUCCGAAAAACCCACAUAAAUCUUCUUCCACUCUCAAGUCAAUCAAUAAGACGUUUUCUCCAGACUUGAGGACUAAUUUGAACGGAGCAAUUUUCAUAGUACGUUUAUAGGGUUUAAUAAUGAAGGGUUUAUACGGAAGCAUACCCACGACUUUUGCAUGAAUUUCAUACAAUCUUCCCAAAUGCGUUCCCGGAUCUUCUUCUUCUGCCAUGAGUAACUCUGUCAACGAGACGGGAUAAAUAGGGGAGCCAUCAUAUGAUGAAUUUGACGUAGCGAGGGUUGAAUUGGUUGCCCCGGUUGAGCUACCGAAUGGAAUCGAUGUGGAACCAGGGACCACCGUACUUGGGAUUUGCAACAUUGGUAUUUCUUCUUCUUCUUCUUCUUCCAACUCGAUAAUCAGUCCUGAUUGAGUCUCUUUAUUCUUUUGAGUUUCUGGAAAUAAUGGAGCUUGAGAGUCUUCCUCGGCGUGAUUAAACAACAAAUUAGAUCCAGCAGUAAUUUUCCUGAUCUUCAGGGCUGGCGCUCCAUUCAGUUGAGAUUCAACGUCAUGAUCUUUAUCUAGAUUGUUAAUGAAAUAUUUAUUCAAGCCAUAUCUUUCAGUAGUACUCUUGAAAUAUUGUCCACGGCAUUUUUGUUUAAGUAUAUUUAUUACACGAUAAAAUGCAACUGUUUCAUAAAACAUGUUGUAUACAUCCUUGGCAUCGGUAGCUAUUCUCAAUUUGUUGCAUGUUGCAGCAAUAACUCCAUCCCGUUCGAAAAUAUCUAAUCCAAUCAGUGCAAACAAGAAAUCAUCAUCAAGUUUAUUUUUACGUGAAUUAAUGUAUUCGCCGGGUAAUUGUCUAUUCUGAAGUUGUUUCUUGAUAUAGUCACGGUUAUCCUUGGUAAUAGUGCAUGAAAAGAGAGAUUUGCUAGGAAUUGUGAAAUUCCCAAUUUUGAACUGACAGUUUAAUUUCUCGAUGUACUGGUGAUCUGAUCCUUGGUUUAUGGAAACCUGCUGCGAGAUUGUUGUUAAAUCGGAAAUAACAAGUAGUGCUUCAUCCUUGUAUGGAGUGGGUAUUACACCUAGGAGAAGGGCGGUAAUGAGUGCCUUAAACUCCUGCUUUCGGGCUUGACUUGGUGAAGGAAGGUCUUUUAGAGCUGUCACAAACAUUUGUUCAUUGAAGUAAACAAUCGCGUGUUUAGGAUAAAUUUAGACCAUUAA
Molecule: messenger RNA, 2111 nt
Organism: Spathaspora passalidarum NRRL Y-27907
Lineage: Eukaryota; Fungi; Ascomycota; Pichiomycetes; Serinales; Debaryomycetaceae
Gene: RPL25
Product: 60S ribosomal protein uL23
Exons: 2
Coding region: 124-552 (142 amino acids)
Biological process (GO): ribosomal large subunit assembly; translation
Cellular component (GO): cytosolic large ribosomal subunit; ribosome
Molecular function (GO): rRNA binding; structural constituent of ribosome
Source: RefSeq, a predicted model, not a curated record